AUGCCGGAUCCCGGGCACGACUUCGACUGGAACCUUCACUCAGCCGGGGAACGACCUCGACCGGGUUCUGGACCCACGUUCGACCACACUUUCAAGGAUUCGGGAGGGCUACUUCGAAUCUACAUCAAGCGGAUUUCAGAGUCCCUGGAAAACUUGAAGCCGAAUUUCACCCACAAAGGAGCAGCAGACACGGACUGGAUGCGAGCCAUCGUUCCCUUGGAGAACAUCACCGAACCAUUCCAGGUGAUUGUGGAAGGCAAACGGGGCAGAGACCGGUACAGUGAAAUCGCAAUUGACGACUUCGCCAUUUCCAGCGGAGCAAUUUGCAGUCCACAAGAAACUGCUCCUCCACCGGAAGAAUUCGAUUCCUGCGAUGGUCGUUGCAAUUCCACUCUCGGGCGGGAAACAUUAAAUUUCAACUGCUUCUGCUUCCUGGGAUGUAACUCGGAUUUGGAAAACACUAAACUUCGCUGUUGUCCGGAUUACAAUAACACAUGCAAGAACAAACUUGUGGAUGUGGAACAAACAUCAACAGCACCCAGGAACGCAACUUCAACUGCAACUUUAGUCACGGAACCAUCGCCGACAACAAGUUCUGGUCGGGACUUGAGUACGGAUGGGAAUAAAUUUGCGACGAACGUCAGCCAAAAAGUCACAGCUACAACUUCAACAAAUCCACAAAGUACGAGUAAUAAUCCCACGCAAAAAUCCACAAUGCCAACUUCAGCGCAGACAAUGACCGCGUCGUUGUCAAAGUCAACGACUGCAGCUGCUGAAUCUGGAACACAAGCUCCUAACGUACCCACGACGAAACCCACAACCCGGGUUCCACAAGAAAAAGCACUUCUGCCUGGAAAACCAACCGAAAGCAUUCCUGUGAGCACUGUUGCAACAAUGUUAAGCAAGCAAACGAAAACCUCCACGGCAUCUUCCACAACAGCAUCAGCAGAACCCGUCAGUGCAGAAGGACGACACGCCAAGUUUGGCGGAAGUACAGAGUCCACAGCAGACCCAUCACCGAGGAUGGGUUCCGAGAACCCCCAAAUAAAUGGCUUUGUUUGGAAAAUUGCGGCAGGGUGUGGAGUUGUGGUCCUUUUGGUGGCGGUGCUGGUUUUCCUCGCCAUUUCCGUUGCUAACAAACGGAUGAAAGGAGGCCGUGAUAGUAGCACUGCCGCGUCUCAUCGCGAUGACAGCGAACAAGGAGAAGCAGAUGCACUUUUCAUACCAGCGACUCCCACAACCGGUGCAAAAAUUCGUCUCGGCAGUUUCGAAGAUUCCUCGGCCAAAUUCGACGAGGAAAUGGAUCUACGGGUCGCGGAUUCAGGAAGAGAGAGGUCCACCGAUACUUCCGGAAAAUCAUCAUCGACUCGCGACCAAGACCGGAACAGCAAGCAGUUAUUCAAGCACAACAUCAGAGGCAAAGCCAUCAAUGCGAAGCAAGGGUCGUGUGACGACGAGAACGACAUUGAAACGCUGCUUGAAGAUCAGGAAGACGAUUUUGAAAACGAUACGUAAAAGUGCACUGACAAUAUUAUGCAAUCACGAUCAUAAGAGAAACUGCAGAUACGGCAUGAUUUUUAAGAUUAAAGUGAAGUCUACGAAGACGAGAAAGCGCGAUCAAAAUAUUCCAUUCGGUUGUGGCAAUAAAGGCUUUGAUUUAUGCAACAACAAAA
Molecule: messenger RNA, 1673 nt
Organism: Notodromas monacha
Lineage: Eukaryota; Metazoa; Arthropoda; Ostracoda; Podocopida; Cyprididae
Source: the annotation of a GenBank genome assembly